AUACAUCUUUUAGUCAAACAUUUUAUUUGGACGGUCUUGUGCCUUCGCUGUUGCUGAGUCACCCUGUGUGUUUGCUGUGAGAAGGUCUAACAAGUCUCUUUUGUUUUUGAGAAGGUCAGGUCAGCAGUAUUGUGCCAUUUAGCACCAUAAACUGGUCUUAUUGAGCUUGAGUAGCAGCCAAGUACAGCUUAAUGACUGCUGUUAAGCAGGAAGGAGUGAGGAACCCGGAAAGGUAGGGACAGCACAGCAGCAAAAGCAGAGUGGAGUGCAGAGGAAUAAGCUUAAAUGCAUAAAUUGAUCUGGAAAUGUAAACACAGCGGGGGGCGAGAGGAUGUUGCUGCUACACGUUUUCUAUCAUCACAACUGCAUUGACAAACUUGCACACAGAAACUGUUCCAGUGUCUAAAACAUACGACUUGUGACCUGUAGCUGUCCUUUAACAACUUCUUAUCAGUCUGAAAACAAGCUGUUUUACUUCAUGAUUAGCUAACUGUCAGAUACUUCUUACGUCAAAGUUACAAAUUCACAUGUGAGCCAACACGAGGAUGACAAAGCGAUAUCUUUUUGUGACCCUUCGUCACAGGGUGGAUGCUUGUGAGCAUAAAAGAGUACAAUAAUAAUAAAAAUAAAAUAGAAAUAAGAUGCUGACUCCAUAUCAUGUAACAGGUUUCAUGUAAGGGUGCUGGCAGAAACGCUUGAUGAGUCAGCAUAUUGUAUAAGUUGGUGAAAGAUCAACAGCACUUUCUAUGAGACAUAAUAAAAGUUAUAGUACACUGUCUGCAAAGAAUCAUCAGUUAUACAGUGCUUUUAUUAGUAGCUGUGCUGGAAAUAGCAGAUUAUACUGAGUUAAGACACCGUAAAUUUUUUUUUGUAUUUUGCAAGAUUGCAAAUUUUAUGCACAAAAAAUUGCAAAACCAUUUUUGGAAUAAAAAGUUAUUGAUCAAUGAAUGCUGAGGUAAAUUUAAUUGUGGGGCAAAAGCACAAUUCUGAAGAUAUCACACAGAACGGUACACAAGUGACGUAUCUUGUUAAAUAAUCAUAAGGCCACCUCUUCUAAGGACUUCUCAUCCUUCCUGAAACUUGCAGUUCAGGGUUUAAACAUUAAUGGGCAUUGUAUAAAGGUCAUCCUCCAGCCGCAUAUCUAAACUGAAACCCUCUCUCUGAACAUGGCUGAUUUUGGAGUGAUUCUCAGGAAUAUAGGAGAGUUUGGAUUAUUUCAGAAGACCAUACUUUUUGCUCUUUGCUUUCCAAAUGUCAUUCUGCCUUUUCACUUUGCCAGUGUAUAUUUCAUUCAGUCUGAUCCAGAGCGACACUGUAAGACAGACUGGAUCCUUCAGGCUGACUCUAACCUGACCACAGAGGAGCAGCUGAACCUGACUCUGCCCCGGGAGGAGGAUGGGACCUUCAGCAGGUGUCGGAUGUUUGUCCCUGUGGACUGGGACAUUGGUGCCAUCAGGGAGUACGGACUCAAUGUGACCACAGGGUGCCAGAAUGGAUGGGUGUACUUCAACACGCUGUAUGAAGCCACCAUAGCCACUGAUUUUGAUCUAGUUUGUGACCGGGCUAAUUUGUUGGAAGUGGCACGAGCCAUGUUGAUGGCUGGCAUUCUUAUUGGUUGUCUCUUAUUUGGACCUUUUGCUGAAUCGUUUGGUCGUAAACGAGCAGCUCAGAUUCCAGCCAUUUUGAUGCUCAUAUUUAGUUUAACAACUGGAUUAUGUCCAAACGUCUAUUUAUAUUUUGCAUCCCAGUUCAUGGUGGGAAUUGGCUACGGAGGUUAUCGGCUGAACUCCGUCAUAUUGGCCACUGAGUGGACCGGAACGUCCAAAAGAUCAUGGGGAUCAUGUGUGACUCAGCUAUUUGGUGCACUUGGACAGUGCGUCCUCGCUGGUGUGAUCUACUUCAUCAGAGACUGGAGAAUGGCUCAACUAAUCGCAGCAGCUCCUCUUGCAGUUGUUGCUAUUUACAUAUGGUUUAUUCCAGAAUCAGCCAGGUGGUUGUUGGACAGAGGAAGGACAGAAGAGGCAAAACAGCUGAUUACCAAAGUGGCAGCCAUAAACAAACGCACUGUUCCAGAGUCUCUGCUGGAAAAGAUUGUUGAGAAAGAAACUGAGAAAAGGGGAGGCAUAAUAAGUCUUAUGCAAUCAUCUGUGCUUAGGAAGUAUUUCUUUACCCUAACAUUGGCAUGGUUCUCACUGAAUGUUGCCUACUUCUGCAUUUCAUUCAAUGUGGGAAAUUUUGGCUUGGACAUCUUCCUGACGCAGUUUAUGUUUGGUCUGACUGAACUACCAGCUCAUAUACUUUGCAUCUGGCUGUUAGAAGCAGUGGGGAGAAAAGUGUCACUGAUGUCAACUCUUCUGAUUGGGGGCUUCAUGUGCAUCUUAAUCAUAGCUGUUCCUAAAGGUAAUGCUGUUGCUGUUACCACAUUAGCAAUUGCAGGACGUUUUUUCUUAAACUGGGCAGGAUCCGUGUGCAAUGUGUAUGUACAGGAGCUGUUCCCAACAUCUUUUCGACAAACAGCGUCUGGUUUGGGCUCCAUUGCGAGCAGAGCUGGUGGUUUGAUGUCCCCGUUGCUCAACAUGUUGGCCGUGUACCACUGGUCCAUACCCACCAUCGUUUUCAGCAGCCUUACACUGAUCAGUGGAGCUCUGAGCUUCGUGCUUCCUGAGACCAGGAGAAAAGACCUUCCCGAUUCAACCGAAGAGGCCGAGGGCAACAGAAACAAGACAAGCCUGAAGAACCAAAGUGAAUUAAACAAGCCUGCACAAAGCAAAUCUACCAAACUGUAGUCUGAAUACUUCAAUUACUUAACGUUCGUUGUUGCUCUGUUAGCAGCAGAGACUCAGGAUAGUAAAUGUUUAUUGGUCAGCUGGUCUGUCGGUCCACUUUGGUCCACCGUCAUCACACAUUGUUGUAGAUAUUCAUGUUUUGGUGCCUCCAUUUUGUACACAAGAAAUAUCAAAUUGUGAUUGGAAGAUUGGCAUGAAACUUACUGAGUACUUUCAAGCUUUACAUUUUGGAUACUCCAUUGGUUUUCUUGUUGUGCCACCUACAUGCCAAAUUUAAACACACAAGAUAUCUCAAAUCUUAAGAGCUGAUAGCUGUGGAAGUUACUGACAAGGUAACAAACCCUUUUAUUUUUAAUGAAAUGAUGUCUUUACCUCUUGUGCCAGACUCAGGACAAAGUAGCAUGUUUCUUAAAAUAUUUGCUGUUUUCUGAGAUCAACUUUCUACUGAAAUACGAUUGCAGAAGCUGUCAAUAAAAAGUCUUCACACUGAU
Molecule: messenger RNA, 3277 nt
Organism: Sebastes umbrosus (honeycomb rockfish)
Lineage: Eukaryota; Metazoa; Chordata; Actinopteri; Perciformes; Sebastidae
Product: solute carrier family 22 member 13-like
Exons: 10
Coding region: 1167-2786 (539 amino acids)
Biological process (GO): transmembrane transport
Cellular component (GO): membrane
Molecular function (GO): transmembrane transporter activity
Source: RefSeq, a predicted model, not a curated record